Paramecium octaurelia is the source of this 1587-nucleotide messenger RNA. The record is from the annotation of a GenBank genome assembly. Lineage: Eukaryota; Ciliophora; Oligohymenophorea; Peniculida; Parameciidae.
AAAAAGAUUUUAUUUUAUGAAUACUACAUCAAUCCCAGCAGAACGUACACUGUUUGUUUCAAAAUACCCUCAAUAAACAACCACUGAACAAUUAAAGAAAAUAUUCUCAGAAUUUGGCCAAAUUGAAUAAAUCACCUCUUAAGGAUCAGGAGUUUGUAUAAUCUAUAAGGAAAAUCAAAGUGGUAAUUUAUUGUAAUUAUACAUUCAAAGUCACUUCUGCUCUCUAAAAAUCGAUUAAUAUCAAUGGUGAAGAGCCCUACGUUUGUUAAUACUUAAAUAUAGCUCAACUGGAUCUUGAAGCGAAUGUCUUUAUUGACAAUAUUGAUAAGAAAGAGACUCAAUCAUCUCUUCGUUAACUUUUCAGCUAAUUUGGAACCAUCCUCAGUGUCAAAUUAUAGAAGUCAGACAAAGUGGGUGUUGCCUAUAUAUAAUUUGACAAAAAAGAGUCAGCUGAUAAAUGCAUAGCCGAAUAAUCUAAAUUAGGAUUUAAAAUUUAGAAGUAUCUUUUUAAUAUUAUUAUUUAGAUUUACAUCCAAAAAACAACACAGAGAUCAAGUGUACAUAAGUAACAUCAAAGUCCAGCCAAAUGUCACUCCAGAUCAACUAAAAUCAGAGUUACAGACCUUUGUUUCCUCUUUUGGAACCGUGGAAUCAUUGGUUUUGAAUAGAAACACAACAAAUGGGACAUUUUUUGCAUUUGUAAAAUUUGUCAAUUAGGACAGUGCCAAAGCAGCUGUCAAAUCCAACAAAUUGUUUAAUGAUCAGUAAAUCCACAUCGAAUGGGUCGUCAAUAAUGUUGACAAAGACAUCGAAGCCAACUUGUUCACCAAAAAUCUGAAAGCCGACAUCACUGAAGAAGAUUUGAGGAAAGCUCUCAAUUUGGUAGUGCCUGUAGAGGACAUCAAAUUAAUGCCAUCAAAACAACCACCAAAUGGUAUUUCGUAUAGUUUACCCAUUAGGUAGUAGACCACCCACUCAAAUAGCUUAUUUAUAUUUCAAAACAGCAGACGACGGCAAGAAGCUUAUCGCAUAUGCAUACGAUCAUCCUCAAAUAGGGUCAUUAUAUGUGAAUGGAGUGAUAUCACUUUCCCCUCUCUUGCCACCUUCCGAAGUGAAUUCCCUAUUGCAAGUGAAGAAAAAUACAUUCUAAAGACAAUUCCAUCAACCAGCAUAUUAAUAAUACCAAUAAUAGAUGCCCCCUCCAGCCUAUUAUUAAUAAUAACAAAGAUAUCCUUAAUAAUAACCACCCAGAUAGCAUCACAAUGGAAAUAGAUAUCCCCAAUAGAAGAGACCCUAUUAUCCCCAGCAACAACAAAUCCCAGAUUUACCCUAAUUAUAAGUUAUGGUUGAUAGAGGCUAAAAAUAGCAAGUUACUGAUUUGAUUGGAAUGUAGCUAUUUCCAAAAGUAACCCAAGUUGUUGGCCCUAUUAAUGUAAUAAAUAUUAUAUUCCAAGGCACCACAAGUUACUGGCAUCUUGCUUGAUUUUGAAAAUUAUUAAUUAAGCGAUUAGGUUAGGAUGAUUCAAGAUUCAGCUUAUUUGGGCGAGAAUAUCAGAUAAGCACUUGAAAUUCUUAAAUGAGUAUGAG